AUGAAGAAAGGAGUGCAUCCACAGAAGCAAUGGAUAUCGUAUGUUACUCAAUCUGGCAGGUUGAUGCAUGUGAUGAUGACAAAGAUACAUCCUGUUGGUAAAGUCUAUCAUUUUCGUGCUAAGCGUCAAAUGGCUGAAAGUUUGGGACAAAUUGCCAAGUUUAGACGCCGUUUUGGGUUGGAAAAUCCUGAGGCUCCUGAAAAGAAAUGA
Lathyrus sativus (Indian pea) is the source of this 210-nucleotide messenger RNA. Lineage: Eukaryota; Viridiplantae; Streptophyta; Magnoliopsida; Fabales; Fabaceae. The record is from the annotation of a GenBank genome assembly.